AUGAAUCAGAACGCGCAUCCAUCUGAGAAUGUAGUCACGAGCGUUUUGAGAAAUACAGACACUAACGUUUUGAGAAAUACAGACACUAGCAUAGAAUCAGCUUUUCAGUUGCUGGCAAAUACGUUACAAGAAGGAUUCAACUUACCAAAGCCGGAGCUCCUGAGAUUCAGCGGUUCAACAUUGGAAUACUGCAAAUUUGUGAAUAACUUUGAAACAAACAUUGACUGUAAAGUUCGUGACGACAGGUUACGACUUAGUUACUUGAUACAAUACUGCGACGGAGAGGCAAAGAGUGCAAUAGAAGACUGUGUAUUACUGAGUCCAAGUGAAGGUUAUAAACGAGCAAGAGACAUUUUGUACUCACGGUACGGUAGGCCACAUAACAUUGCUAGAACUUAUGUAGAUAAAAUUGUUAAUGGUCAUUCCUUAAAGGCGCCUGACACUAAUGGUCUUUCAGAUUUAGCACUUGAGAUGAGAAAAUGUGAAAUUACUUUGUCUCAGUUAGGAUUUAAGUCAGACGUAGAUAACACAGACAACUUACGUCGCAUUGUUAGACGUUUGCCUAUGCACGUCCGCGGUAAAUGGGUAGAUAUUGCACACUCAAUUACUGAGUCUGGUAGGGAACCGGGCUUUUUAGAUCUAGUGGAAUUUGUAGAAGAAAAGGCUCGAAUCGCCACUUCCCUAUAUGGCCUUGACCUUGCAAAUGAGAAGAGUCAUGGUAACAUUGUUGAAGAUCGAACCUUUAAGUCAAAGCCAAGUCCUGCACCUCGUAGAAGUAAUGCUGUCAGUUUUGCUACGAAUAGUGCAGUAAACAAUCCUAUGUAUAAGCCGUCACGUAUGCUAUUGUUGUUCAGGUAG
Messenger RNA from Mercenaria mercenaria, 858 nucleotides. RefSeq lists its product as uncharacterized. The record is from RefSeq and is a predicted model, not a curated record. Lineage: Eukaryota; Metazoa; Mollusca; Bivalvia; Venerida; Veneridae. The transcript has a single exon. The coding region runs from base 1 to 858 and encodes 285 amino acids.